Molecule: messenger RNA, 1715 nt
Organism: Ruditapes philippinarum (Manila clam)
Lineage: Eukaryota; Metazoa; Mollusca; Bivalvia; Venerida; Veneridae
Exons: 6
Coding region: 166-699 (177 amino acids)
Source: RefSeq, a predicted model, not a curated record
CAAAAUCAAUAUAUCGGACAAUAAGUUUAAGAUUAAGAAACUUUUAAAUCUCAUUUAUAAACGGGUGAAGAAAUUAAAUAAGUAUUUGGGAAAAGUUCUUACAAUUAAUCGGAGUUGGUGAAAAAGAAAACAUUAGUUAACAUUUGAGUGACUACCAGGAUAGAAAUGGGUAAAGGUAAAGGUGACGGUCUAGAGUGCUGCAAAGUUUGUGGAGCUGCAGCAUGUUGUUGUUUUGUUUUGCUGUUAGUGCUUGCGUUGGCAGGGUUGGGCAUAGCAAAAAUUGUAAUGGGGGCAGUUCACCUUCACGACUGCAGCAUUGAAUAUCUUAUACCAAUCUGGCUUAUUGUAAGCGGCUGUGCUCCAAUCCUGUUUGGUGGGAUGGGUAAACAGAGUAAUGAUGAGGAUGGAGACUCAAAUAUGUGCGCACAAGUCUGCGGAGCCAUUGGUUUCCUUUUCAAUCUAUCCUGGCUCAUCUGUGGAAGUGUCUGGGUGUACCCUAACUACAACACCGUUACGGCGGACGACUUUGUACAAUGUACCGCCAACAUAACAACAAACUGUACGGAGGGGAAUUGUGACAAAAGUCUUAUAACGUUUGCAUUUGCUAUGGCCACUCUUGACUGGAUAUUCAUGGGUCUUUGGAUCGUCAUCAUUGGAUGUAUGAUUUGUAGAGCGUGCCAAGGAAGUAGUCGUGCCUAAGUUUAGCUGGUUUGAAGAAUGGCCUUUGUAUUACCUCUUUUGCGGCACUCUAUCGUAUUAGCCAUCACAUACAUGCAUUUAAUGACUAUUGUGUGAGAUAUUGUUUUAUUAUAUUUUAAAGGAACUUCAGUGAGGUAUAAAAUCCUAAAAUAAUAAACUUUGAAAUUCUUUCCUCAAUAAGUUGGCGCAGUUACUUUCUUCAAUAAGUUGGUGCAGUUAAGAUGGAAAACUAUACAAUACGUACUAUGUAAAUGUACUCAACCGAUUUUUAUGCGUUUUUUGGCAGAUUUUAUUGAAAGCGUUGAAAUUAAGUACAGUUAUAGUGAUUAUUAUUUUGUAUGGAAGUCCAAAUACUACUAUGUUUACUUUUGCUUCUUUUAUUGCAAAUAGUUUCACAUUCAGCAAUACAUUGCACUUUAUUCAUGUGACAAGCAUCUAAUAUGUGUAAACCAUUAUUAAAACGUUAUAAAUCUCAUAUUUGCCCUGGCUAAGGGAAAAUAUAUUAUUUGUAAGGCAUAAUGUACAUUUAAGUACAAUAAAUAUUGAUUUAUAUGAGAUUAAAGAGGGAACUUAAAACUGAUGCAUUUAUCCUAAGAAAACAUACAUACUACCGUGGAAGGUUCUCUCUUUUCAAAUUUUACAUUUUCAUAUUCAAUUGAAAGCAUUUUAGAAAUAGUUCUUUAUGUUAAUCCUUCUGUCUUUAAACAUUUAUGUCUUCUUUGUCAUUGAUUAUUAAAGUCUAUUUGGGUAAAGUAAAUAUAGUGAGAUUCUGGCCUAUUAAAAUCCACUUAGAUAAAUUCAAGAUACUCUAAUACUUACGACCCUAUUGUGUUUGUUUCUGUAUUUUCUUCGCUGUUGACACAUUUUUUUAUUCAAGUAAAUGUUACAAAAUGUAGUUUUUAUGUUUGUGUAUAUGUGUGUUUUGUAUAAUAAGUCAGUAUUCACAUUGAAUGCACAUCACUUGCAUCUCUCUUCACAUUUUAUUUAUAUACUAAAUAAAGUUAUUCUUUAUUUUA